Molecule: messenger RNA, 2659 nt
Organism: Brassica rapa (field mustard)
Lineage: Eukaryota; Viridiplantae; Streptophyta; Magnoliopsida; Brassicales; Brassicaceae
Product: cyclin-dependent protein kinase inhibitor SMR5
Biological process (GO): regulation of DNA endoreduplication
Cellular component (GO): nucleus
Source: RefSeq, a predicted model, not a curated record
AUUGAUAUAUGUUUAAUUGACUAAAUAGUUUAUAAUUAGUAUUGUUGAAAUGUUUUACUUAUUUUUCAUAUAUUUAGUUGACUAUAAUAUAUUUCAAUUACAGCAAAAAAAAUCUAUAAAUUUUUAUUUUACUUAUAUAAUAUGAUUUUUUAAAAUACAAUCACACAAUUGUUUUAGCUGAUUAUUUUUAAGAGAUAUUAAAAAUCAAAAGAAUUAUCAAUAAACAUCUUUUGAUCAAAUAUUUACAAAAAUAUUUUAAAAUAAAACAUCACUAUAUACUUUAACGAGGUAUGUAUAUUAUAUUUUAUCAUUAUUAAAAUUAUUUGUUUUCAUAAAAUUAAAUUUGCUUAAAAAAUUUAUGUUUUUAUGUUUGUGGAACUAAUAUGCCAAAAAUUAAAAUACCAAAACAAAUCUGAAUUCUCAUUUUUAAGAAUAUUUAAAAUAAAUUUCAGUUUACCAUUUAAUAAAUCUAAGGCAUAAAAUUAUUUAAAAUUUAUAAAAUAUUUUAAUUAUUAUAAAUAUUGAUAUGUGUUCAUGAGCUUCAAAUUAUGUAUUAGUUACUUAUGUAUGCAACUCCAUAUCGAUCAUCGCUUUCUUUUCUGAUAUUUUUUUAAGAAAGAUAACAUAUAAUUUGAAAAACCUUAUGAAACUACAUGCACAUUUAACCUAUAAUUAAAAUUAAUUUGAUUUUCCUUAAUUAUAAUAAAAAUAAUUAUACUUCAGUUUGAAUUUAAAAUAAUAUAUGUAACUCAAUAUACUCACAACAUGAGUUACUCGACUAAUACAACUUAUAUCUAAAAUUGUAUAUUUAACUACAAUAAGAAUAUAUAAUUUAUAAUAAUAAUUUAUUUUAUAAAUGUAAAUUAUAGGACGACUCAAAACAUAUUAGCAAAUGAAAAGAAAAUAUUAACAAAUUGUUAUAAUUUAGUUCUUUUGUAAAAUUUAUAUAUAUGCAUGAAACUGUAGAAUAUUAUCGUUAUAUUAAUUUACGUAAUUUGAAUCAGACACUUUAGUUAAUUUUAUAUUUCAUUUUUUUUGUCAGCAAACAACAGACUCAUAUAGACUAUGUGAACCAAACUAUUAGCUCCGCAUCUAUGUGGACUACAAACAAGGGUAUUUUAUAUUUCAUUUUAAACACAAUAUAUCUUAAGUUAUACAUAAUUUUCCUCAAAUAUAUUUAUAUAUAUAAAACAACAACCAACGUAAAUGCAAAUAGGAUAAUUAAUCAUAAUUUUAAUAUAUUUAAAAUAAAAAAAAUAUUAUAGUUAAAUUCAAAAUAAUGGAUGCAAUUUAAUAUACCCAAAUAAUAAUUAAAUCAACUAUAAAAACAAAAAAAAAACUGACUAGAUAUAACAUAUAUAAAAUCAUAUGUCUAAUUAAGGUAAUAUAAUAUUAUUAAUAUAAAUUAUUCAUACAAAUUAUAAAUAAGCCUAAAACUAAAAAUAUAUAACAAUUAAUUAUUAUAAUAUAUUUAUUUUAUAAAUAUUUAUAUCCGUGCAUGAGCAUGGAAAAAAUCACCAAGUGAUAAUUAAAGGGUAAUUCUAUCAAGUAUCACUUUUUCAGUUUUUAUCACAAAAAUAGUCUUCGAAAAAAUGACUAAAAUAAUCUUUCUUUAUUUUGAAAUUUUAAAUUUUAAAUUUUUAUUUUUUUAAAUUUAAAACUAUAUCCCUAAAAACUCAUUUAUUAACUCUAAACCUUAAGUAUAUAUUAGUUAACCCUAAAGUAAAAAUAAAAUUUUACUUUUUAAUAAAAUUUAUUUUGAUUAUUUUUUUUUUAAUAAUUAUUUUUGUGAAAAUAAAUAAAAAAUGAAAAUUCUAAAGAAUUUCUGGUAAUUAAAUGGGCAUGUAUUGAAUUAAGAAGCCAUAUUAUAAACGGCCCAUCUUCUUAAACUCAAGUCAAGUCAAGUGUGUGUCAACAUUUCCACCUGAAUUCAUCUACGCUUUGCCACGUAGCAUUAUGUUCCUCCACGUGUCAGUUUCUACACCGCAAGUACAAUACAACCCCUAGCAACUUCCAGAACAAGCUACGUCUCACCAAGAAUACUAGAGUACUAAAGAAGCAAUUAAAGACUCUUAAUCAAGAGAGGUUAGCAGAAGAGUGCGAGAGAAUAGAAGAAGAAAUGGAUAAAGGGUUUGGUUGCUACGACAGCGAGAAGGUGGUGGUUGAUGAUGACUAUGACGUGGGAUGCAAGACGCCUACACGUGAUGAAUGCAGGAUACCAGCUUAUCCACUGUGUCCGCCGCCCGUGAGAAGGAAAAGAUCGAUAGUCCUUGGAAAGAAAUUGGAGCCACCGAAGAACGGUUACUUUCAGCCCCCGGAUCUAGAGCUGUUCUUUACGGCGGCUGCAACCUCCAGACAGCAAGAAAGCUGCGCUUAGGCUGCUGCUAACCCUCUUUAGUUUAUUAUCUAUAUUAGUAGUCCCGUUCCUGGAUGGAUUGAGUUUUUGUUUGUAAACGGGGUCGGGUUUGAAUACGAUUUAUGUAUAUAUCAGUGCUGCGCACGUCAUGUGAAGCCUAGCCUGGGCUUUUGUGAUCUAUAUUGAUAAGGAUUCGCGGAGCCGUGUUUGUAUGAUCUUGAUUUGUGUUAAAACUUGUGUGGUUGUAGUGUAUUUCUUAAUUCACUUUUUGUUUGUUUUAUGUCGGACUGGGCUCUGAUUAUC